This is a messenger RNA of Dentiscutata erythropus, 418 nucleotides long. NCBI's taxonomy places the organism in Eukaryota, Fungi, Glomeromycota, Glomeromycetes, Diversisporales, Gigasporaceae. The record is from the annotation of a GenBank genome assembly.
GUUCAAGGAAACCUAUCAGGGAGCACUCGGGGGAACGUUCAGACAUGGGAGAACGUUCAGACAUGGGGGAAUGUUCAGACAUGGGGGAACAUUCAGACAUAGAGGAACGUUCAGACACAGGGGAACAUUCAGCCUCAAGGAAACAAGAGGAUAUGGAGAAACAUAUAGUGAAGAAAUAUAUGGUGGAGCUGGAAAUUGGGAAAUAUUCAAACUUGGGGGAACGUUUAGACUCAGAGGAACGUUUAGAAUUGGGUGAACAUUCAGGCUUGAAGGAACCUUCAGAAUUGGGGGAACAUUCAGGCUUGGGGAAACCUUCAGACUCAGGGAAACCUUUAGACUUGAGGGAACCUUUAGUCUCAGGGGAACAUUCAGACUUGGGGGAACAUUCAGUUUCGGGAGAACAUAUAGGUGAGGAAUG